GGGGCGCCCCGGCCCCGCUGCCCUGGGGCUAUGGCCAUGGUGACCGGCGGCUGGGGCGGCCCCGGCAGCGGCGGCGGCGACACGAACGGCGUGGAGAAGGCUGGCGGCUACCCGCGCGCGGCCGAGGAAGACUCGGCCUCACCUCCCGGCGCCGCCAGCGACGCUGAGCCGGGCGACGAGGAGCGGCCAGGGCUGCAGGUGGACUGCGUGGUGUGCGGGGACAAGUCGAGCGGCAAGCACUACGGCGUCUUCACCUGCGAGGGCUGCAAGAGCUUCUUCAAGCGGAGCAUCCGCCGCAACCUCAGCUACACCUGCCGGUCCAACCGUGACUGCCAGAUUGACCAGCAUCACCGGAACCAGUGCCAGUACUGUCGCCUGAAGAAGUGCUUCCGGGUGGGCAUGAGGAAGGAGGGUUGGCAGUUCUUCCCGGCAUCUAGCAUCUCUCCUGCUCUGAAGUUGGUUUCUUCUCUGCUGGCCUCCGUGAAAGAAAGGCUGCUCAGACUUUCUGCGCUGCCCCUGCACACGGCGCCGCUGCUGGCCGCUGCCGGCCUGCACGCCGCGCCCAUGGCCGCCGAGCGCGCCGUGGCCUUCAUGGACCAGGUGCGCGCCUUCCAAGAGCAGGUGGACAAGCUGGGCCGCCUUCAGGUCGACUCGGCCGAGUACGGCUGCCUCAAGGCCAUCGCGCUCUUCACGCCUGAUGCCUGUGGCCUCUCGGACCCAGCACACGUGGAAAGCCUGCAGGAGAAGGCGCAGGUGGCCCUCACCGAGUACGUGCGGGCCCAGUACCCGUCCCAGCCGCAGCGCUUCGGGCGCCUGCUGCUGCGGCUCCCCGCCCUGCGCGCCGUCCCCGCCUCCCUCAUCUCCCAGCUGUUCUUCAUGCGCCUGGUGGGCAAGACGCCCAUCGAGACACUGAUCCGAGACAUGCUGCUGUCAGGAAGUACCUUCAACUGGCCUUACGGCUCAGGCCAGUGACUUCACGGGGCCCGGUGAGCUGUGGCUGGGUCUGCAGACCUCAAGGGACACAAUGCUUCGGCCUCAGGUGGGGAGCCCCCCCCCCACCCAGCAGAGGACCCUGGCUUCUCUCCUCAGACUCCUUAUUUUUUAAAGACUGUGAAAUGUUUGUCUUCUGUUUUUUAAAAUGAUCCUGAAACCAAAAAGAGAGUGCUGGCCCAGGCUCCAGCCCCAGGUUCCCCAGAACUCCCGACCAAAACAGGAGGGGCGGGACUGAGGGGUCCGUUCCCGGGGCAGCCUGUAGCUCAGCGUCCCAAGCAUGAACUUUUGGGAUGGUGGGGUUGGCUUCCCUGGUGUGACGGACAGAGGCCUGGUGGCUGGACUGGCGGGGUGGCCAUAGCCAGGCAGCGGUAGGAUGCACCAGGCAGAUCCGCUGGACCUGUAAUCCACGUUGGACACUACAUGAUGAAAGAAUGGCCAAGAAUAAAGCUAUUUCCUACCUGC
Messenger RNA from Suricata suricatta (meerkat), 1455 nucleotides. It is a transcript of the gene NR2F6, whose product is annotated as nuclear receptor subfamily 2 group F member 6. Bases 31 to 972 code for a protein of 313 amino acids. The transcript is spliced from 5 exons. Gene Ontology annotation, molecular function: nuclear receptor activity; zinc ion binding; RNA polymerase II cis-regulatory region sequence-specific DNA binding. Gene Ontology annotation, biological process: cell differentiation; negative regulation of transcription by RNA polymerase II; anatomical structure development. NCBI's taxonomy places the organism in Eukaryota, Metazoa, Chordata, Mammalia, Carnivora, Herpestidae. The record is from RefSeq and is a predicted model, not a curated record.